Molecule: messenger RNA, 2073 nt
Organism: Drosophila busckii
Lineage: Eukaryota; Metazoa; Arthropoda; Insecta; Diptera; Drosophilidae
Gene: CD98hc
Exons: 6
Coding region: 185-1885 (566 amino acids)
Biological process (GO): amino acid transport; carbohydrate metabolic process
Source: RefSeq, a predicted model, not a curated record
UAUACAGCACAAAAUAUCGAUAAUAUGCUAUAAGUAAAGACUUAUACAAGAAAUAAACAAAAAAAAUCACUGAACGCAUCGGACGUAUGCUGUUGCCGAGCCAGCGUCGCUUAAAUCACAAGAAAUAUACAAAGUAAUUUCUGAGGAAAUAAAGAAAAAUAAUCAAGAAGAUUUAAGCGCAGACAUGGUCAAAGAGGAUAAUCUAGCGGCAGAUGGCGCCGAUGAGGAGAUGUUGGGCACCAAUGGUGUGGAAGACAAGCUGACCGAGCGUCGGGACGAAGUCAAGUUCAUCAAGGGCGAUCAAAAGAAUGGCGAUGCCAAGAUUGACAUUGGCAACCUCAAUGGAGGCAAGCAGGCCUUCACCGGCAUGAGCAAGGAGGAGCUUAUGAAGUACGCCAACGAUCCGUUUUGGGUGCGUUUGCGCUGGAUCUUCUUUGUGGCCUUCUGGGCUAUUUGGGUCGGCAUGCUGGUGGGCGCCGUGCUUAUUAUUAUUGGCGCACCCAAGUGCGCUGCACCGCAGCCGCUGCCCUGGUACAAGCGUGGACUGCACGCCAAAUAUGGAAACAUGGAUGCUGCCAAGCCUGAAGAUGUAUUGGCUGCCAAAAAGCUGUCCGCCGCUGGCGCCAUUUAUGAGCUGCCAGCUGCACUUACUUACGACAUCAAGAAGCCGGAAGUUGAGGCACAGAUCAAGCGACUGAUUGAGCUCUACAAGCUGAGCGAUGUUAAGAUCAUACUCGAUGUGACACCCAACUUUGUGAGCAACAACUCUGAGCUGUGGAAGGAGGCUCUGGCUCAGAAGGAGAAGCGUGAUGCCUUUGUGUGGGUGAGCGGCGGUGGCAGCGAGCCACCCAAUAAUUGGAAAAAGGUGGGCGGCGACACCAGUGCUUGGGAAAAGGUGGACGGCAGUUAUGUCUUGUCACAGUUCCAACCUGGCAAUUAUGAUCUGAAGAUGAACUCGACGCUGGUGCGACGUGAAUUUGGUGGCGUGCUAAAGCAUUUGGUGGGCCUGGGCGUAGAAGGAUUCCGUUUAAAGAAUACCAAAUUCUUCUUAAUUUCGAACAAUCUGGCAGAUGAGGAGAUCUCGCAAACACCAAAGGACAUGAACUUGGUUGCCAAAGACUAUGGCUUCUAUCUACAUACGAGGACCACCUUCCAGAGCGGACUGGGCGAUGUGCUCUACGACUAUUUGGGCAUAGUAAAGAACGCGUCAGCUGAUACAUUCCUUUCGGUUGCCGAAGACUUAAUACGCCCCGAGAGCUACAUACUGAGCAAGUCCGGCGGUGCACUUGGCAUUGAUUUGCCCAUGUAUGGAGAGUUCGUCAAGACGCUCAGCUCAUCGAACACGCAAGGCAAACUGCAGCAGCAACUGCAGCAAACUUACAUGGACACGUUCAACAACAGCUGGUUGCAGUGGAACUUUGACAAUGUCUACGUGGACACUCGCUCGCAUGCAUCAUCGCUGGCGCUCUUCAUGUCGCUGCUGUCGGGUGUGCCCGUGGUGAGCGUUGACUCCAUUGAGUACAGAAACGUGAGCGAGGCAACUUAUAAGCAAAUCGAGCAGUUGCGUCUAUCGCCCUCAUUCAUGCACGGCGAAAUAAACGUCUACGAGGGUAACCAGCUCAUCGCUUAUACCAGGCAAAGAAUCAAGUCGGGCAGCCCCGGUUAUUUUGUCAUCUUUAAUCCUACGGAUGUGCCGCGUUUGGGCAACUUUACUGCGGAUCACAUGCUGCCUGACAAGAUGACUGUCUCGUACUUUAGUGAGAACUACAACUCCCAUGAGAACGUGCCGAAGGUGUCGCAGUCAAACAAGGUUAAUCUAAAAGAGCUACAGAUGGCACCCCACUCCACGCUCAUAUUGACCUAUGUGCCUGUGAAGACCGAGUAAAAGGCCACUCAGGAUGAAACGAUAACAGCACAAUAAAUUCAAAUAAUCAAAUAAAAGUUAUUAUUCAAUCGCUUACUAUGCGCUGAGAUUAAAGCCGCUUAACAAAACACAAUCAGUAGUAUUGUUAUAGCUAACAAAAAUAUUGUUAUGUUAGCUAAAUUGCUUUCAAAAUAUACUAUAAUCAUUGC